CAGCAUGCAGGAACCUCGCAACCUAUCAGUAUCCGGGCCCAGCCGCUCCUCGGCCUCCAUGCUGGAAAAGUCCUCCGCAGCAGGUCAACCUUCUGGUUUAGGUGCAUGGUCCUCGAGGAACAUCCAAUCCCAAACAAAGCCCAAAACUCCAAAUUCUAAAACACGCUGGAUGCGCAGGAUCAUCGCUGAAGAUGAGGAAUGGUCGCUGGCCAUAGUGCCCCUCCUCACAGAGCUCUGCAUUCAACACAUCGUCAAGAACUUCCAGAACAAUCCUAUCCUGAAGCAGCUGCUCCCCAAGCACCAGCAGAAGGUCCUGAACCUCCUGUCACCCGACCUGCCGCUAACCGUGACUGCCAAUCUGAUCCAAGACGAGAAUUACUGGCGCCGCUGCUGCUCCAAACGCUGGGAGGUGUGUCACGUGGCCAUGUACGGCAACAGCUGGAAGCGCAUGUUCUUCGAGCGGCACCUGGAGAACCUGCUGGAGCACUUCAUCCCAAACAUCACGGACCCCGCAGUGAUCCUGGACCUGCUGCCUCUGUGCAGGAAUUACGUGCGCAGACUCUGUGUGCAGCAGUUCCUCCCUCCCGUUCAGCUACCGCCUCCACCCCGCAGUGGGGACCAGUCUGACUCUGGCAGCGAGGGGGACAUGGAAGAGCUCGUCACCGACCACUACCAACUGGGUAAUCUGGUGGCUGGCCUGAGCCAUCUGGAGGAGCUGGACCUAGUGUAUGGAGUUAAGGACUGUGGCAUGAACUUUGAGUGGAACCUCUUCCUCUUCACAUACCGUGAUUGCCACUCACUGGCAGCCACCAUCAAGGCGUGCCACACCCUCAAGAUCUUCAAGUUAACCCGAAGCAAGGUGGACGACGACAAGUCACGCAUCCUAAUUCGAAGUCUCCUGGACCACCCAGCCAUUGAGGAGCUGGACCUGUCACACAACCUCAUCGGGGACCGUGGAGCACGUGCGGCCGCCAAGCUGCUGAGCCACAGCCGCCUGCGUGUGCUCAACCUGGCCAACAACCAGGUGCGCGCAUCUGGCGCACAGUCACUGGCUCACGCCCUGGCGCACAACACCAACCUCAUUUCCCUCAACCUGCGCCUCAACUGCAUCGAGGAUGAGGGUGGCCAGGCACUCGCCCAUGCCCUGCAGACCAACAAGUGCCUCACCACACUGCAUCUCGGGGGCAAUGAGCUAUCUGAGCCCACCGCCUCCACCUUCUCCCAGGUGCUUUCCGUCAACACCACACUCACCAGCAUCAACCUAUCUUGCAAUCACAUUGGGCUGGAUGGCGGAAAGCAGCUCUUGGACGGCAUGUCAGACAACAGGACCCUCCUGCAGUUUGACCUGCGCCUAUCAGACGUAGCCCAGGAGAGCGAGUACCUUAUCAGCCAGGCCCUCAACGUCAACCGUGAGGCAGCACGUCAGCGGGCCUUGAAUCCCAGCCACUUCAUGACCAAGGAUCCUGAGAACCCUGAGGGGUAGGAGGAGGACAGGGUGGGGCAAUGAGUAGACCUGGGCUAUGCCUCUGCCAUGUCUGCCUCAGAAUGUCACACUGCUGAGGGGGCCAUGGUGGGAAGGAGCAGUGGGUAGGACACCAUUUGAAUAUGACUGGGGUGAGGGAUCAAGGAUUGUGUGGAUACAGACAGAGGGGAGGGCCUGGGAAAGGGGAAGAAGAAGUAUGCUGCUGUACCCUGGCCCCACACCCCCGGAGGGGUAUGACUGAAGUCUGAAAUGCCCAACUUCUUCCAGAAAUGGAAGGCAGACAGAACCUUGAGACUGUAUCUGCCCUGACUCCCCCAGGGGCAGCCCAUCCUCCCGCCUACUUAACAGUCCCUGGACCUCUUGGCCUUCAAAAUCUUCCACUCUUCAAUCUUUCCUUCCUCCCUCUCUCUUUCCUCUGGCUACAGCAAAGCUUCGCCUAGUUCUUCCUCCCUCAGCCCUGCAGAUAGCACCUCCCUCUUGU
This is a messenger RNA of Condylura cristata (star-nosed mole), 1964 nucleotides long. RefSeq names its product t-complex-associated-testis-expressed 1 (gene TCTE1). NCBI's taxonomy places the organism in Eukaryota, Metazoa, Chordata, Mammalia, Eulipotyphla, Talpidae. The record is from RefSeq and is a predicted model, not a curated record. Gene Ontology annotation, cellular component: sperm flagellum. Gene Ontology annotation, biological process: flagellated sperm motility. Gene Ontology annotation, molecular function: protein binding. The transcript is spliced from 4 exons. Bases 5 to 1483 code for a protein of 492 amino acids.